AUGAGGGCUUCUAAAAUAGCUCUUGUUUGUAGAGCAAUUACUGCUAAAUCUUCUCAUGAACGCGGUAUUUUUACUUCUUCUUUCUCUUUCUCCUGCCACAAAUUUUCAACUGUGCCCAGGACAGAUUCAAUUUGUAUAAAUGAAUUAGAUGAUACUGUUUUCUUGAUUCGUAAAAUGAUGAGAAUGCGGCCACGGCCCUCCGUUUUUGAACUCACCAAACAAUUGCAAGUUAUUGUCAAGAUGAAACAAUACUCCGUCGCCCUUAAACUGUUCGACGAAAUGCGUCAAUGGGGUGCCCCUGUAAAUGUAUACACGAUGAACAUCUUGAUUAAUUGUUGUUGCCAUUUGAGAUGGGUAGACUUCAGUUUUGCUGUCUUUGGCAGCUUCCUUAAGCACGGUUACGAACCAAAUGUUACGACAUUCAACACUCUCUUAAAAGGUCUCUUUUUAGAUGGUAAUGUGGCCGAGGCGGAGAAAUUGUUCAAGAAGAUUUUGACUUUGAAACUCUGUGAGCCAGACGAUGUUACGAUUCUUACUGUGAUUGACGAGCUCUGCAAAGCUGGACGUGUUCAUACUGCCCGUGAUUUGCUUUUGUUGUUGGAAAAGACUAUCUAUAAACCCAGUGUUAAGGCCUAUAGUGCGGUAAUUGAUUGUUUAUGCAAGGGCGGAAUGGUGGAUAAUGCACUCGAGCUCUUGGAACUCGUGGAGAUGUACAUCGGAGAUAGAGAUGAAUCUUUCCUAUGCAUCGUUAUUCGCACUGAUAAGGACAACUUCAAAAUUAAAGGUACAACCUUGCGCGUUCAUGAACCGGCUUCAAACUGGCCAUCUUCCCAGUCACGAUCUAUCGAAAAAUCCAUGCACCUCUCCAAUUUGUCCGAGGAGGCCACUAGGGAAACAAUUGACUCUCUUUCCGGCUCUUCUUCCCGCUCACGAGUCUUGCUGUUGAGGUCCUCACUUCACGACGAAAAAGCUAAACAUGUGGAUUUUAUACUCGCACAUCGUCCUUUCUCAUUCAAGGGAGGCUCGUGGAAGAUUCCACUGUCCAACUUCGGAGAGGUGUCCUUUUACGUCGGCUAUUGGGAGUGGACGGAAGACGUGCUAGGCCAUUAUGCGGACACCCUUCGCCAAGCCAAGAUAUAUGCAGCCGUUCAUGCCUCGCUAUUCACGUACGUCUACAACAAAAAGGUUCUUCGAGCUUUCCUUUAA
Erythranthe guttata (spotted monkey flower) is the source of this 1206-nucleotide messenger RNA. The record is from RefSeq and is a predicted model, not a curated record. NCBI's taxonomy places the organism in Eukaryota, Viridiplantae, Streptophyta, Magnoliopsida, Lamiales, Phrymaceae.